UGGUCCGGCUGCAGGUCCAGGUACGGAAUGGCCUGGCGGAUAGUCAGUCCGUUGUAAAGUGCGGUCCGACCAAGUCGCUCGGAUCGUUCCCCGCGCUGCUCCAAAACCCUCCCACGCUUCGUUUGGCACAGGAAAAGACAGAUCCGACUAUAAAACGCCUUCGUCGAACGAAGAAGAUGCGCAUCCUCCAGGUGAUGUGUGCACUGAGCCUCGCCAUCAGAGGAACGAACCCCAUUCUGUUCGCCAGCCACAAGUGGCAGCGCGGUGUUUCGAGUGCGGGCUUUGACCCCUCCAACAGGAGACCGCACCGGGCCGAGGCACCCGAGAACCCCGAGGUGUCUGUGGAACAGGGUCGGCUCCUGGGUCGCACGCUGGUCUCAAGCAAGGGCACUAAGUACCACGCCUUCUCCGGCAUCCCCUACGCAGCGCCGCCCAUCGGUGACCUGCGAUUCAAGGCCCCGCGGCCCCCCGCGGCAUGGGCCGGCCUGCGCGACGCGCGGCGGGAAGGGAGGAUCUGCACCCAGCCCCUCCUCAACCUCACGCGCAUCGUCACGCGCGUGCCCAGGACCAUCGAGCCGCUGCACGGAGACGAGCUGCCCGGGCUGUGGCGAGCCCGGCCGUGGCUCCUCCAGGUCGUGACCAACAUCCUGUCGGCCGGCGAGGACUGCCUGUUCGUCAACGUGUACACCCCCCAGAGUGCCCUCGGCAAGGACGCCGGUGGCGGCAAGGGACUCCCGGUGCUCUUCUGGAUCUACGGCGGCGGCUUCGUGUGGGGCGAGGGCGGCCGCGCGUUCUACGACCCCGACCUUCUCAUUGACCACGGGAUGGUUGUGGUCACCUUUAACUACCGCCUCGGGCCACUGGGUUUCUUGAGCCUGGGUCGUGGGUCCGGUGUGCCGGGCAACGCGGGCGUCAAGGACCAGCGGGCGGCGUUACACUGGGUGCGAAGGAACAUCGCGGCGUUCGGCGGCGACCCGGACAAGAUCACGGUGUACGGGGAGAGCGCAGGGGCCGUCUGCACGCACUUGCACCUGUUGUCGCCGUCCACCAAGGGUCUGUUUCGCGGAGCCAUCAUGUCCAGCGGCUCCGCCGCGCACUUCUGGGCUACGGAAACUGCGGCCAAAGCGGCGCGCCGCGCGCGCCACUUCGCCCCCGCAGUCAACUGCAAGGGCAACCUCCCCGCCCGGGAGCUGGUGCGCUGCCUCAGGAACGUCCGGCCACAGACCCUCGUGGCCUUUCACGAAAAGUCGCUUCUCCCAGAGGACCUGCGCUUUAUAACCGGGAGAGUGCCGUUCGUCCCGGUGAUCGAGGAGACCGAGGAGGUCGAGGACGCCUCCGAGGAGCCCAUCAUCACGGAGUCCCCUCUGGCGAUGCUCAGCGCCGGCAAGCAAGCCAAGGUGCCCACCCUCAUGGGUUUCAACAGCGGGGAGGCGCUCAUCAUAUUCUCUGGGCUGACACGCGACCCCAGCGUGGAGAGCCUGCGGCUCGCGGACCGCAACAUCACCUGCCUGGUCCCGGAUGACGUGCUGCCGCACCUGAGCCUAGCCGAGGCGGAGGAGAUGGGGCACCGCGUGCGCCGCCUGUACAUGGGCCACGAGAAGCCCAUCACCCUCGCGAACAAGAAUGACGACAAGUUCUUCGAGAUGAUAACGAGCUUCUUCAUCUACCUCGACACACUGAAGCUGGCGCGCUUUCUGGCGGCCGACCCGACAGCCGCCCCUCUCUACAUCUAUCGCUUUGAGUAUGUCGGCGCUCUCAACACCUUCAGGAACCUCCUCCGGAUACAGACCAAAGCGGCGUGCCACGCCGACGAACUGAACUACGUGUGGAGGGUCAACGUCAGUCCCGACAGCCGGACGCUCAAGCCCAACGCCACCGAGUACAAGGUGCGAGACAUGUUCUCCACCAUGCUGGCCAACUUCGUCAAGACCGGCUCGCCCACCCCGCGGGGCUCGCCGCUCGACCCGCGGCUUAGCUGGCCGCCGUUCACGGCCAUGGAGCAGGCCUACAUGAGCAUCGACAAGGAGCCGAGAGUCGAGAGGAACUACCGUCGCGACAUCAUCGGCUUCUGGGACGCCAUCUUUGCCGAGCGCGUGGGCGGCCCCAUCUGGACCAAGAUAGUCGGCAUGGAGGAGCGGAGACGAGCGGUCCUGGACACGCAGACCAACCUGGUGCACGGCGGACACCAGAGGAUUGCACCAAAGAGUACCCGGAGAUAAACUGGGGGUGCAGGGCGGCGAAGGUCUCGAUGUCGAUGAACUCCGGAUCGUCGCGGGCGUGCUGUGACCCCCACGCCUGGCUGUCUGGCUGCGCCGGUGCGUCCAGGCCACUGCCAGUGCCUGCUCCUCGCAGGAUGGCGGGGUUUCGAUGACGACGCUGCAGCCCUGGCGCUAGAAACCCCGCUGCCGCCUGCAGGGCGGGGAAGCGCGCGGCGUCCGGGACCCGCCUCACGGCAUGGACGGCACCCGGCGCAGCUGCUGCGGGAAGCAGCACGCGGAGGCAAGGGGUUCCCGUGGGGACGCCCGCGCACACCAAGGGAAGGCAGCCGUGCGCGUCGUGGUGCACGGGUCGUGUCACGGGGACCAGUGUGGUAGGCGACUGUCGCCUAGGGACCGGCCCCUGGUCUGGAGAUGCUGCUGCGAUCUGCUGCUGAUAGGACACACCGGGCAGACAGGCGAAGGGCAGGACACGGGCUUGGACCCGGGCUCCUUCGUGGAGGCCUGGCAGCGAUGGGGGCCCGCUCUCGUCCCUCGUCAGCACGUUAAACACACACAAACCGGAGACGGGACCCGCCUCUAGCCUGCUCCCUCCCUUGGGGGCAUCAUUGCCUGGUGUUGGACCGGAGACAUGGGUCAGUUGUCCGAAUGGUGAGCGGACUUUGGCCGAGGCAGAUGCGGUACUUGUGGUGGUGGCGUUUGGAGUCGCGCUUUCGAGGGGCUUUCCGUUUAAGCUCGGUGGCACACUUCCACUGGACAUUGGGAUCGUACUUCGUGCCUCCGGGGUAUCAAGGACAACAAUUUCAGCUUGAUCCUUAUCGUCACUCUGCAGGGGAAAAUGACAUAGAAUUCUUUUUGCCUACGACUGCUCUCUUACCCAUUUAAUAUGUGUAAACUGGACUGUGAUAUUAGGAUUAUUAAACAAACGCCUAGGGCCAUAAGUUUGCUCGAUUAGAGAAUCCUUUGUGAUAAGUCGUAUUUUGUAGGUAUCGAAGACUGAUAAAAAUGAACUUACCGAAACAAUCGAGUUGUCCGUUGGCGGCACCCUAUGUGCGGCGCCCGCGGCGCACUGCAGCUGGUGCUGGUCGAGCUGCUUGCGGAACUGGAAGCUGAGGCCGCAGCCGGGCAGCGCGCACUCGUGCGGCCGCUCGCGCGUGUGCGACACGAGGUGGGCCCGCAGGUUGCAGCGGCGCACGAACGCCUUGCCGCACGAGCAUGCGAAGGGCCGCUCGCCCGAGUGCACGCGCUCGUGCACCGCCAGGUAGCCGACGGUGCGGAAGCACUGCGGACAGGUCCUAGAUUAGGUCGGCGGGCACACGCGCGAGUGCGGAGAGCGGUCAGCGAGUCUCUAUCUCCGAGUCCCCGCGAGCACCUUGCCGCAGGUGGCGCAGACGUAGGGCCGCGGCCGCUCCGCAGGUCCCGCAGUGUCCGGGUGGGUCGCGCGGUGCUGGCGCAGCGCAGCGGCCGUGGAGAACGUCUCCGCGCAGUCGAUGCAGCGGUGCCCCUCGUGCUUGACCAGGUGGCGCUGGAGGUAGGUGAACAGCCGGAAGGCCUGGCCGCAGUGCGGGCAGGCGUGCUGCCUUUCCGGCCAGUGCGUCCUGCGACACGCGUAAGUGAGGCGCCAGGCCCGGCGGCAGCCACCCCACCCAACCCAGAUCACGUCCUGAUUGGUCGUGAUCGACAACUACCUGGCGUGCUUCCGGUGUGCAGCCUGCGACUCGGAGGUGUGUCCGCACACGGAGCAGCUGAAGGGCUUGUCCAGCAACAGCGGGACGAGGCUCACGGCCCGCCCGCCCGGCUGGCUGUCCUGCUGCAGCACGCGCACGUAGCGGUAGCGCACGGCGUCCUGGCCGGCGGUGGGCGCGGGCUCCGGGGCCGGCGGCCUGCACUGGGUCAUGUGCAGCUCCAGGGCCGCGGCGUCGGCGCGCUGCUCGCCGCACCACGGACACGCCGAGCGCGCGCCGGGCAGGGGCAGCAGCGCGGGCAGCGGCAGCGGCAGGCCCGCCGGCAGGCCCUCGGCUAGGGGCAGCAGGCGCGUCACGGGAGCCGCCGUGCUGGGUAGGCAGCGCGCGCGCGUGCAGCCAGUGGGUUGCCUGCCUCCCGGGCACUCUGUGGAGGAGGUCGGCUCCGGGCCCCGCGUGUGCUUGGUCGACAUGCUGCUCAACAAUGAACCGGGAGACGCGCGCCGUUUUCCCGACAACGGAGCUGGUCGCUGUGUUUGGAUGUAAUGCGAUAUCCUGAGACACAAUCGUCGUCAGGUCUGAAGAAGGAAGCAGGUAUCGAGGCGCCCUCUCCAUAGAUACGAGUGUUGCAAGUUGCAUUACUAAAAUAAACUUUACUUUUCAUUAGAUAUAAACUA
Frankliniella occidentalis (western flower thrips) is the source of this 4575-nucleotide messenger RNA. Its product is annotated as juvenile hormone esterase-like. NCBI's taxonomy places the organism in Eukaryota, Metazoa, Arthropoda, Insecta, Thysanoptera, Thripidae. The record is from RefSeq and is a predicted model, not a curated record. The transcript has 14 exons. The coding region runs from base 177 to 2219 and encodes 680 amino acids.